This is a messenger RNA of Condylostylus longicornis, 817 nucleotides long. RefSeq lists its product as uncharacterized. The transcript has 2 exons. The record is from RefSeq and is a predicted model, not a curated record. NCBI's taxonomy places the organism in Eukaryota, Metazoa, Arthropoda, Insecta, Diptera, Dolichopodidae. Bases 92 to 466 code for a protein of 124 amino acids.
UUGAGAAUAUUCAAAUCAAAAGCGACACACCUUUUUUUUUUAUUAAUUUUAUUUUCAUUUAUUAAAUUGAUAAAACUAAUUCAAGUUCAAGAUGAAAUACUUAUUAGUAGUUGUAGCAAUUAUAACUAUUACAUUGAGUUUUACAAUUGCUGCACCUGCAUAUGAUUAUAAUAAGCCAUCUGAUGAAAUACAACCUGCAUCAACACAAGGUAUUCAAAGACCAAAUAUUAAAAUUGAAAAAUCUAAAUCAUAUGAAACAUCAGUGAAUCCAUUAGAAGGUAAAAAUUAUGAAUUUAUACAAGCUGAUUGCCAAAAUUUAGGUGAUGAUGUACAAAAUAUUGGUAAUAAACAAAUUAAAAUUCAUAAAAUUGGUUGCGUUUAUCCUGGUGAUGGACCAAUAAAUCCAGAAGUUCUUCAAGCAGUAAAUGAUCAUUUCCGCACUAGAAUUGCACAAUAUGCCAAUUAAGGAUAUAAUGAAGAAAUUAAAAUAUUUUAGCCGUCAAAGUUAGUUACACCUUUUAAUAUUGCGAAUUAUUAAUAGGAGUACUUCCAAAUUGCUAAUUCGGUGGCUAAUUUAUCUUAUUUUUUUUUAAAACAACUAUAUACAUAAACGUGUGGUUUUGUAUAUAUGUAUAUACUAUACUUGCAUAUAAAUUGUAUAAUAUGCACUUAAUUUGUUAUAAUUGUAAAUUUUUUGUUUUGUUUGACGAGUUUGUUUUUGUUUUUUAAGAAAUUUUUGUCAAAAUUGAAUAUUCUUAAAUUUUUUCGAAAUUAAUAUAAAUGUACUAUUGUACGAAAUUAAUAUAAAUGUAUAGUG